AUGAAUGUCUUUGACUCCUUGGUUAUUAAAGGGGAGACAGUUGCAUCUUCCACCAAAGGAGAGAAAUAUUCCACCAUUAAAGUUUCUUCUUCUUCUUCCAUCAGCAACAAUUUCAGCAAAGACAUAGAUUGGAAUUUUGGUAGAAAAGGUCCAACUCAGCAUGAAGUUAUAUGUAAUUUUUGUGACAAAAGUAGCAAGGGUGGAAUAAUCCGGCAAAAACAACAUUUACUUGGUAUUGGAACAAAUUCUAAAGCUUGUAAAAGAUGUCCGGAAUCGGUUAAGGCGGAAAUAAGGGCCUAUAUGGAACAAAAUAAUGCGGUAAAAACUCAAAUGCGUUUCGAUACAUGUGUGACUGAUCAUAUGGAUGAUAGUGACGAUGAUAUGGAUGAAGUUGGUGAAAUAAGGCCUCGUCCCUCCAAAACUCAAAAGAGGAAAGGUCCUAUGAAUCUUUAUUAUCCACAGAAGCCAAAGGAAGGGGCAGGGCUCCCUUUUACUUGUGUCAAUGACAAAAGUUUUAAAAAAGUCAUUGACUAUAAAGGAGAAUAUGGCCCUAAUAUGAAGCCUCCAACCUAUCACGAAGUUAGAGUUACUUAUCUAAAAAAAGAGGUGCAGAAGGUGGACGACAUUGUUGAGGAGCAUAAAGUGCAAUGGAGCAAGUUUGGAUGUCCUAAUAUGAUGGAUAAGUGGUCAGCAUGGAAUAGAAAAAUGGUCAUCAAUGUUUUGAGGACUAUUGAGUCAAUUGGAAAGGAUAAUGUUAUACAAGUGGUUACCGAUAAUGCUAGUGAGAAUGUAAAAGCAGGUCACAUGAUGCAGGGCUCAUUCCCACAUAUUUAUUGGACUCCAUGUACUGCCCAUUGUAUCAAUUUGAUAUUUCGUGACAUUUUCAAGAUCAACCAGUAUGCUUCAGUUUUUAGCAAAACCACUAAGAUCUAUGCUUACAUCAGUCAAAGGCCAUUGCUAUUAAACUUGAUGAGGAAGUUUACAAAUGAAAGAAAUUUGUUUUUACAUGCAAAAGAAAAACUUAAGAAGCUAGUCACUUCAAAUGAAUGGAAACAAAGCAAACAUGCAAAGGAAAUUACGGGAAAAGAGGUUGCGAGGAAUCUUAUUUCUCCAUCAUUUUGGGAUGAUGUUUGUAAGGCACUUAAAGUUGGUAGUCCUUUGAUUAUCGUACUUCGUUUGGUGGAUGGGAAGAAAAAACCACCAAAGGGCUAUCUUUAUGAAGCUAUGGAUCUUUGCAAAGAAUCUAUUGCAAAGGCAUUUGGGGCUGAUGAGAGGAAGUAUGACAAAAAUGCAGCUGUUGAAACUUUAGAUGGAGAAGUGUGGGAUGACUACAUUUCAUGUCUUGAGAAGUUGGUCCCUGAUCCUAGAUUGAGAGAUAGAAUGUCGAUUGAGCUUGGUAAGUACAAACGAGUAGAUGGGACAUUUGGUAAGGAAUCUGCCAUUACAGCUAGAGACCGUUUGUCACUAGUCGAAUGGUGGUUGCAAUAUGGUAACCAUGUUCCAGUCUUGCAAAAGUUUGCUGUCAAAGUACUAAGCUUAACUUGUAGUGCAUCUGGAUGUGAAAGAAAUUGGAGCAUCUAUGAACAUAUUCACUCCAAGAAGAGGAAUAGACUUGAGCUAAAAUGUCUCAAUGAUCUAGUGUACAUUAAGUGCAAUAGAAGAUUUAAGCGUCGCUAUAAAGCUCGCGAUACCAUUGAUCCAAUUAGGUUGGAGAAUAUUGAGGAUGUAAAUGAAUGGGUAACUGGAGCACCCGAAGACCUUGCAGAAGAAGAGUUAGAAGAUGGUGGUCUCACUUGGGGUAUUGUUGCUUCGGCAAGUGGAUGUGAGGAGAGUAUUUAUGGUCUUAGGGCGAGUUGUUCAAUGAACAAGAAUAAAGGGGUGGCUUCUUCAACUUCAAGUUGA
Messenger RNA from Lycium ferocissimum, 1902 nucleotides. RefSeq lists its product as uncharacterized. NCBI's taxonomy places the organism in Eukaryota, Viridiplantae, Streptophyta, Magnoliopsida, Solanales, Solanaceae. Gene Ontology annotation, molecular function: protein dimerization activity. The coding region runs from base 1 to 1902 and encodes 633 amino acids. The record is from RefSeq and is a predicted model, not a curated record. The transcript is spliced from 10 exons.